UCAUGCUAAACCGGAAGAUGCCAACGUUUCACGUUUCAGAAAUGGCAGCUGGAACAGAAAGCAUGACAGGAGAAAAUGUUGAUGAAUUAGGUACCCAAGAAGUACCUGUUAGUCAAAAAUUAACAUUUGAAGUGUUGCAGAUUGUGAAAGAAGCUCAGCAACAGCAUGGAUUGAGACAUGGAGAUUUUCAAAGAUAUAGGGGUUAUUGUUCUAGAAGGAUAAGACGUCUAAGGAAAUCUCUACAUUUUCCACAAGGCAAUAAUAGGAAAGUAACACCAAAGAAAAUAGACAUGGAAACUAUCACUGAUGUCAGAUUUCUACACUUGCCCCUAUUCUGUGCAGAAAGAGCAUGGUAUUAUGCUAUGCAGUUGAAGUCAGAAGCUAACACAGAACAGAGAAAGAAGUUUCACACGUUGGCAAAGAUAAAGAAAGCUGUAACAUACGCUGAAGAGUUAGCAGAAUUAUGUAAAAGUCCAAAGUGUGAUGCCCAGACACAGCUGGAAAGUCAGGCUUAUUUAUCAUGGAUACAAGCUGGAAUGUACUUUGAACAAGAGGUGUGGGACAAGGCAAUGAAAUUAUAUACACAGGCAAAAACAAUAUAUGAGAAAUUAGCCAGUGCAUUCACAGAGGAUAGCCAAGCCUUAUAUCUACAGAUGGUAGAUGAAGUCUCACCAAACAUUAGAUACUGUGCCUACAACAUAGGUGACGAGUCGGCCAUUGCUGAACUAAAGGAAAUGAGACGCAAAGGGGGAGAGGAUCAGCUGACAUCACAUUUAGAUGACUUGCUUUCACAAACAAGAGAAAAGCAGACAGCAACUUUAUCAGAGGUGACAUGGUUAGGCCGUUCUGUUCCUGUAAAGAGCGAGUCUGUAAGAGUUUUCCUAAUCAAUGUACAGGAAAGUACAAAGGAAAUAGAAUCAACAGAUGGAAUAGAUAGCAAGAUUUCUAUUUAUGAAAGUUUAUUGAAGCAGUGUAUAGAUGCUCAACAAAUUCUGAGGGACUCUUUACAUGAUGAUGUUAAUUUUAAAGCAUCUCAACGAGGACAAGCCAUUGAAGGCAAAAUAUCAAACCAGCACUACCUGCACAGUUAUCUAAUGUAUAUACGACUGACAAAAACUGUAGAUAGAAAUUUAUUAUUAAUAGAAAAACUAAAGCAAUAUUUACCUGGUAAACCAAUACCUGAUGGUCAUAAAAUUACUAAACCACAAGAUCUAGUUAGAUUGUACGAUAUUAUUAUUCAGAAUUUAAAUGAGAUACCUAAUUUACAAGGUGUAGAGACAGAUUUGAGUGAAGAAACAGCAGUGAAAAGUACUUCUUAUAAAGCAUUUAGGUCCUAUUACAUUGCACAGUCUUUCCUAGCAGCAAAGAAAUGGACAGAAACAAUAGCAUUAUAUGAGAGAGUUUUAGGUUAUGCUUCUCAAGCAUUAAAAGGUUGUAAAAAACUGAAAAAUCUCUCUAAACAGGAAAUAUGUAGUAUAGAAGAAUUAGUAAACAGAGUGAAUGGUGAAAAAUAUUCUUGUCAUGCUAACAGCAUUCUGGAUUUAGAAACUGUUGCUGAACCGGUAGCAGAUAUUAGUCUCAUUAAGAAAAAACCACUGAUAGAACGGUUUGAUGAUUAUAUUGAAGAUAAAAGUGUCACAACAAAGAAACCAAAUCUUGUCAGUUUCCCACCAGACUUCGAACCUAUACCAUGUCGACCAUUAUUCUUUGAUUUAGCACUGAAUCAUGUAGAAUUCCCUUCAAUAGAAGGCAAAAUGGAACAGAAGAAAUCAGGAGGAAUUACUGGAAUGGUUAAAGGAUGGUUAUGGGGAGGUGGUAAAAAAUAAUGAUUUGUGUACCCAGGGAAGUAACUCUGUUCGAUUUAUAAAAUUCCUGGUAAAGAACCUGGAAAUGUUGGACAAUGUUUGUAAAGAUAACAAUGCAAAGAAUAAUAAUAUAAGUAUUGGUGCAAUGAAUGUAAAGAUUAUUAUUAUAGUGCAAGAUUAUGGUAUGUGGUGCAAAGCCUUCCAACAGUUAUUUCACAUUAUGUAAGAGAAUUGCUUCUUUCUUCUUCAGUAAUAAAUGUUUCUGAUAAUUUAAUUGAAGGAUUUUUACCCAAAUCAAUUAUUAAAUGAUUAAUCUCUUGCAUUUUGCCAAAUUUUACAAAACCAUGAUAAGAGAAAUUGAAACAAUUUAUAGUUCAAUAAAUAAAAAUGAUAAUUAUGUAUUUUUUAAGUUUUUUCUGAUAAUGAAAAAAAUAAAUCAAUGAAUGGAGGGCAAAAGAAACGUCUGGCUGAAAUUAGAACUAAUUUUAAUCAUAAGUUUAAUGCCAACAGCUGCAUUUUAAAGGUCAUACUUAACAGUUUAAGAAUAAAUUAUGAUAUUUGAAUAAAUGUUUGAAAACAUUUAAUAAAAAAAACUAUUGGUAUUGGCUAUUUCCUUUGUCUUAAAUAUAUAUCUGCAAAAAAAAAAAAAACGACUUGUCUCCCUUUGAUUGUGUCUGUAAACAUCAUGUGAGACACAGCAUCAGCUGAUUCCAAGUGAGAAACAUCACUUUGUGUUGUAAAAAGGUUGAAGACCAGAUUGGCAGAUUUCAUUUCUUGUACUAAUUCCCAAGGAUGAGGCCUAGAGAGAAGAAUGGUGAAAAAAUUAAAUUGAAGAAGUGAUGUUUUUUAAACCAAGCAUAUGCACAGAGAUUGCUUCAUUCAUAUCAUUAUCACUUCCUUUAGAGCUUGGGCUUUGGGCCUGUUGAGCUGUAUCUUAUGAUGUUGAAUAAACAAAAGAAAAAACUGUCACAGAUUUUAAAAUGCUUCAUUGAAGUUAUUACCAACAGACUAUAAUCUCCUUGUUUUAAUAUGCCGUAUAUCGUUUUUUUUUUUUCGUGUGUGGUUAAUUUUCGCUUUGUUCGCGGCACCUAAAGAAACGCAAAAAUUUGACCGCGCAUAAAUUUCCCUGCAUAUUCCAAGAUUUAUGGUUGUUUGAAAGACUGUUAAUUAUCGAGUCUUUUGUGUUGUUCGACAGAUCACAAGAAUAUGCAAACUUAAUUAAGAUCUCUGUUUUCAUAAUAAUUAAUUGGCUAACCAUACAUGUCACACCAUUUGACAACACAGCAAUCAGUGAUAUGUUAAAAAUGUUAAUUAGCAAAGUUCUAUUGAUUGGUGUCAUUACCCCAACAUUUUGCAUGUACCGGUAAUGUAAAAAUAAAAUAAAUCACAUUUACAAGGAUAUGUGUAUACCAGUAAUGAUCAAAACCUUCAACUUUUAUCAUACUCCAAUGUAAACAUUUUACGUUCCUUGAAAGUGUAUUUUCAUUUGUAGUACUCAUAUUUAUUUGAUAUAGAUUAACUGUUAAAUGAUUUAGUUUAUGUUGUUUACAACUUUAACAAUACUAUACAGUUAUUUUUUCACGUGUAUUUUCCCAUUCAGCGAAAAUUAUACACUGUGAAAAUUUAACCUGCCCAAUAUGUCAUCAAAUCGCAAAAAAAAAAACGAUAUACGGUAAGAGGAGUUUUUGAAAAAUUUUCAUCUUUCUUAUUAUUAAUAAAUUUCUGGGCAUUGAUGGUAAGAUAACAACUUUUUCUGAUCUGUUAGCAACAGAAAAUUAUUUGCAAUAUUGUUGAUGUGAACUGAAUUAAAUAGACCUUUUUAAAAUUAUUUAAAUAGUGAUGUUUUUCCAACAAAAUUUUUUAUUAAUAUUUAAACACUUUUUAGAUCUUCUUGUUAAUGUUCUGUUUGCAUUAUUUCCAGAAUUUUGAAGUUUUGACUUAAAUUUACAAAAAGAAUCUGAAAAGUACAUGUAUUAGUUAAUAUGUUACAGCAUAUUUACUUGAUCUUUGUACAUUUAAUGGUUAUACAAUCAAUCUUUUGUUACAUUGUAAUGGAUGUAUGAGAUAUAUGUAUGUAUAUACAUGUACACCAAAAGAAAAAAAAUAUUCAUUGCAAGUUUAGGCCAGAAUAGUUUUCAAUUUGAAGCUAUUUCUAUGUAAAAAUACUUUCAAGUUACAGAGACAAGUAAAUCAUAUUAUCUAGUUUUUUUAUACGACCGCAAAAAUUAAAAAUUUUUUGGUCGUAUAUUGGUAUGACGUUGGCGUCGUCGUUGUCGUCCGAAGACACAUUGGUUUUCGCACUCUAACUUUAGUUUAAGUGAAUGGAUCUCCGUGAAAUUUUACCAUAAGGUUCAAUACCACAAAAGGAAGGUUGGGAUUGAUUUUGGGGGUUAUGGUACCAACAGUUAAGGAAUUAGGGGCCAAAAAGGGGCCAAAAAUAAGCAUUUUUGUAACUUCCAGACAUAACUUGUGUGUUAGUGUAUGGAUCUCUCUGACAUUGUACCACAAGGUUCCAUAUCACAAAGGGAAUGCUGGGAUUGAUUUUGGGGGUAAUUGCCUCAAAAUUUUAGGAAUUAAGGGCCAAAAAAGGGGCAAAAAACAAGCAUUUUUCUAGUUUCAUGAUAAUAACUUGUGUGUAAGUGUAUGGAUCUUUCUGAAAUUGAACUACAAGGUUCCAUAUCACAAAGGGAAAGCUGGAAUUGAGUUUGGGGGUAAUUGCCCAAAACGUUUAGGAAUAAGGGGCCAAAAAGGG
Molecule: messenger RNA, 4557 nt
Organism: Mytilus californianus (California mussel)
Lineage: Eukaryota; Metazoa; Mollusca; Bivalvia; Mytilida; Mytilidae
Product: signal recognition particle subunit SRP68-like
Exons: 12
Coding region: 3-1826 (607 amino acids)
Biological process (GO): SRP-dependent cotranslational protein targeting to membrane
Cellular component (GO): signal recognition particle, endoplasmic reticulum targeting
Molecular function (GO): endoplasmic reticulum signal sequence receptor activity; signal recognition particle binding; 7S RNA binding
Source: RefSeq, a predicted model, not a curated record